Kuraishia capsulata CBS 1993 is the source of this 1515-nucleotide messenger RNA. RefSeq lists its product as uncharacterized. The coding region runs from base 1 to 1515 and encodes 504 amino acids. Lineage: Eukaryota; Fungi; Ascomycota; Pichiomycetes; Pichiales; Pichiaceae. Gene Ontology annotation, cellular component: nucleolus. Gene Ontology annotation, molecular function: GTP binding. The transcript has a single exon. The record is from RefSeq and is a predicted model, not a curated record.
AUGAGAGUAAGAAAGCCGACAUCUAAGAGAACGUCUACGCGUAUGAAGGAGGGUAUCAAGAAGAAGGCCGCUGCUCAGAACAGGAAGAACAAAAAGCUGGCUAAGAAGGACCCUACAUGGAGGUCCAAGAACAAGAAGGAUCCCGGUAUUCCCGCUAGUUUCCCCUACAAGGACAGGCUGAUUGCCGAGAUCGAGGAGAAGAAGCGCGAAGAAAAGGCGCUUAAAGACAGAAGAAAGGCCGAGAGGCGUGCCCUGCAAGCUGGUGGUGCAGUUUCUGAAGAGAUAGAAGCCUCUGAUGACGACGACAUGGAGGAAGAAGGAAACGGAUUGGAAGCCCUGAUGGCUUCAGCACAAAGGGCUGCCGCAGCCUACGAGAAUGGAAGUGACGAAGAUGAAGAUAUGUCGGGCGACGACAUGGAGGAAGACACAGAGGUGGUGGAGUAUCCUAUUGAGUACUCAGACAACGAGGACUCCUCCGAGAUUGAAAAGUCUAGAAAGGCCUAUGACAAGAUCUUCAAGGCAGUAGUGGAUGCUUCAGAUGUUGUACUUUAUGUUUUGGAUGCGAGAGACCCAGAUUCUACCAGAUCCAAAAGGGUUGAAGAGGCAGUGUUGCAGUCGCAGGGAAAGAGACUGAUCCUGAUCCUGAAUAAAAUUGACUUGAUUCCAGAAGACGUGUUGAAACAAUGGCUGGAUUUCCUCAAGUCAUCCUUCCCAACCAUUCCGCUCAAGGCCUCUUCAUCCGUGAGCAGUGCCAAGUCGUUCAACAAGAAGAUGUCGCAGUCGGUCACUGCCAACGCUUUGCUCGCCGCUCUCAAAUCAUACGCCAACAAGUCUAAUCUCAAGAGAUCGCUGAUUGUAGGUGUCAUUGGUUAUCCAAAUGUUGGAAAGUCAUCGCUGAUCAAUGCUCUCACCUCGAGACAUGGAGGCUCCUCCAAAGCUUGUCCCGUGGGAAACCAGGCUGGUGUCACCACCUCUUUGAGGGAAGUUAAACUCGACAACAAGCUCAAGAUCAUUGACUCUCCUGGAAUUGUAUUUCCAGAUUCGAAGAAACUGAACAAAAAACAACAGGAGGCACAAUUGGCUCUCUUGAACGCGAUACCACCAAAGCAGAUCACCGACCCUACGCCUGCGGUGUCUUUGAUGCUCAAAAGGCUUGCGAAAUCGCCAGAAAUGACCGAAAGGUUCAAAGAACAUUACCAAUUGCCCCCAAUGGCCAGUCACGAUCUGAACGAUUUUACCAACAGUGUGCUCAUUCACGUCGCACGCAAGAUGGGUCGUCUCGGGAAGGGUGGAAUCCCCAACCUCACCAGUGCUGGACUUGCAAUUUUGUCUGACUGGCAUGAUGGAAAGUUUGCAGGCUGGGUUCUGCCCAAUUCUUCAAAGCAACAGGCAUCAGAGUCGGCCAUUGCCAGAGGAACCAACGAGCCAGCCAAGGUUGAACAGACUACUGUCGUGAAUCAGUGGGCCAAGGAGUUUGAUCUUGAUGGUCUACUGAACGGAGCAUUUGACGCAUAA